Messenger RNA from Diplodia corticola, 2469 nucleotides. RefSeq names its product glycoside hydrolase family 3 protein. The transcript is spliced from 7 exons. Gene Ontology annotation, cellular component: plant-type cell wall. The coding region runs from base 1 to 2469 and encodes 822 amino acids. Gene Ontology annotation, biological process: arabinan catabolic process; xylan catabolic process. Gene Ontology annotation, molecular function: xylan 1,4-beta-xylosidase activity; alpha-L-arabinofuranosidase activity. NCBI's taxonomy places the organism in Eukaryota, Fungi, Ascomycota, Dothideomycetes, Botryosphaeriales, Botryosphaeriaceae. The record is from RefSeq and is a predicted model, not a curated record.
AUGUCGUUGCGGACGAGCAUUGCAGGCGUAGCAGCCCUGGCUGCCCAAGCUCUCGCCGUCGAGCUCACCACCUUCGGCUUCCCAGACUGCGCCAAUGGCCCACUGAAGGACAAUCUAGUCUGUGAUGGCUCUGCCUCUCCCCGGGACCGGGCAGCCGCCCUCGUCAACGAGCUCACCCUGGAGGAGAAGUUCAACAACACCGGCAACACCAGCCCUGGCGUGCCCCGUCUCGGCAUCCCUGCUUACCAGUGGUGGAACGAGGCUCUCCACGGCGUGGCUUUCACUCUGCCCGGCAAGCCAAUGACCGAUUCCGGCAACUUUUCCUACGCCACCUCUUUUCCCCAGCCCAUCCUCAUGGGCGCCGCCUUUGAUGACGAGCUGAUCUACGACGUAGCGAGCGUCAUCAGCACCGAGGCGAGAGCCUUCAGCAACGGUGGCCGUUCUGGCUUGGACUACUGGACUCCUAACAUCAACCCGUACAAAGACCCAAGAUGGGGUCGUGGACAAGAAACCCCUGGAGAGGACCCCUUCCACCUCGCCAGCUAUGUGCAAAAUCUCAUCCGCGGCCUCGAGGGCGAUCAAGGUGAUCCCUAUAAGAAAAUUGUAGCGACUUGCAAGCACUUCACUGGCUACGACAUAGAAAACUGGAACGGCAACUUCAGAUACCAGUUCGACGCCCAGAUCAGCAUGCAGGAUAUGGUCGAGUAUUAUAUGCCCCCAUUCCAGGCAUGCGCCAGGGAGGCCAAGGUUGGAGCCUUCAUGUGCUCCUACAACGCUGUCAAUGGCGUGCCAACCUGCGCCGACCCCUGGCUCCUGCAGACUGUUCUUCGCGAGCAUUGGGGCUGGGAUCAGGAGGACCAGUGGGUUGUCGGUGACUGUGACGCCAUACAAAACGUCUACCUUCCGCACGAGUGGGCUGCUACUCGUGAGCAGGCCGUCGCCGACACCCUCAAGGCUGGAACCGAUCUCAACUGCGGCACUUACUACCCAAAAUACCUGCCUGGUGCCUAUGAGCAAGGCUUGAUCAACGACACUGAUCUGAACAGAGCACUCACGCGAACGUACGCAUCCCUCGUCAAACUCGGAUACUUUGACAGCGCCGAAGACCAGCCUUACCGCCAGAUCGGUUGGUCCGACGUCAACACCCAGCACGCUCAGGAGCUGGCACUCAAGGCCGCGCGGGAAGGCAUCGUUCUGCUCAAGAACGACGGCCUGCUCCCCCUGUCCCUCGACGCCAUCUCUUCCAUCGCGCUGAUCGGCUCCUGGGCCAACGCCACCGAGCAGAUGCAAGGCAACUACUACGGCAUCCCCCCCUACCUGCACUCGCCCUUGUACGCCGCCCAGCAGCUCGGCGUCACGGUCAACUACGCCGAGGGCACGAGCCAGGACAACCCCACGACGGACGACUGGGGCGCCGAGUACGAUGCGGCUGCCAAGUCCGACGUCAUCAUCGUCGUCGGCGGCAUCGACAACGACGUCGAGAGCGAAGGGCUGGACCGGCUCGCGCUGGCGUGGUCCGGCCCGCAGCUCGACAUGAUCACCCGGCUCGCCUCGUACGGCAAACCGGUCGUAGUCGUGCAGAUGGGCGCCGGCCAGCUCGACUCGACGCCGCUCGUCGCCAACGCCAACAUCUCGGCCCUGCUCUGGGCCGGCUACCCGGGCCAGGACGGCGGCGUCGCCCUCUUCGACGUCAUCACCGGCGUCGCGCCGCCCGCCGGCCGCCUGCCCAUCACCCAAUACCCGGCGCGCUACACGUCCCAGAUCCCCAUGACGGACAUGUCCCUGCGGCCGUCGGCCUCGAGCCCCGGCCGCACGUACAAGUGGUACAACGGCACCGCCGUCUUCCCCUUCGGCUUCGGCCUGCACUACACCAACUUCUCCGCCGAGGUGACGGCCGGCCCGGACGGCCAAUCUUUCGCCAUCGCCGACCUGAUCGCGUCCUGCAGCAGCAACCAAACCACCACGACCCCCAAACUCGACCUCUGCCCCUUCACCGCCCUCUCCGUCGCCAUCACAAACACCGGGCCCCUCCCCUCCUCCGACUUCGUCGCCCUCGCCUUCCUCACCGGCUCCUUCGGCCCCGCGCCCCACCCGCGCGCCUCCCUCGUCGCGUACCAGCGCCUGCACGACGUCGCUCUCAACGCCACCGCGCCUUCGGUCGCGACGCUCAACCUCACGCUCGGCAGCCUGGCGCGCGUCGACGAGAGCGGCGACAAGGUGCUGUAUCCGGGGGAUUACGCGGUCGUGGUGGAUGUGCCGGAGGCGCCGCUGGCGCGGGUGGAGUUUAGGUUGACGGGGGAGGAAGAAGGGGUCGUGAUUGAAAGGUGGCCGAGGUUGGAUGAGGGGAGUAGGGUGGGGGAGGGGGUGGUGAAUGUGCCGGAGGGGUAUUAUGAGGGGGGGUUUGGGAGUAGGAAUGGAGGGGAUGACGGGGUGGGGCAAGGGCAGGAGGUCCUCGGGGUGGGUUCGUGA